AAGCUUUGCAAACUUUUUUCAAACAACAAUUCUUCAAAGUUAAUCUCUAAUGUUGAUAUCUAUCUUGUUGUAGCGACACGCGGGCUCGUUUCCUACGAUCCCGCUCAAUCCUGCAAAGAAAUCAAGGACUUAGGUACCUCUAAUAGAGACGGGGAGUACUGGAUUGACCCUGGAAGGACUAAAAGGCCUUUUAAGGCGUAUUGUGACAUGAAAACUGACGGAGGUAAGGUUUGAGUUGCAGCUGACACCUCUUUUAUCCUGGUCUUAUUUUAUAAAAUAAGUUCACAAAAUAUGCAUUGUUUGUGCCAGGCCUCGUUUCGGGGUCAACUUGAAAGACUGUUAGCAUCUGCUUACCGAAUCACGGAUAUCUUAGUUCGCGGGAGUGAACACAUGGCUGAUGAAAACUGAUUGAAUUUCAGGGGGAUGGCUUCUUGUAUCCAACGUUGUUUCCCACGGUUCAUCUCCCACUCAGUUGCCAGUUAAGACAUCGUACCGCGGAGUAAGCAGCAAAGAGAUGGUACUCACAAAAAGCGCCAUGAAGGAGCUGAGAAAGCACUUGCAUUUUUCUCAGAUCAGAUUCCACUGCAAGAAAAGAGGAGGUCGCACAUUUCACAUCACCACGGCUGCUAAUAGCAAAGGCGAAGCAGUUGUCAAAUAUCUUAGUGGUGAGACAGAUGUGAUACCCUCUUCAUGUGGCUCGUUUGUGAUUAUGAGCAAUGAUAACUCGCGGUUAGCAAGACUCUGCCAACAUUGGGGAUUGGAAAAUGGUUAUUAUAAAGUUGGCAAAUGGGGCCAUGAAAGAGAUCAGGAUAGAUUAUCCUUCCACACUGCUUUUGUAUGGGACUACCCUCGUCAAGGAGUGGGGAAUUAUUUUUGGAAUUUUCAGUCAUCUAGCAGAUGGGAAUGCGACGAUUUUCAUGUUGGAGUGUCCCCUGGUGAUUUUUGGAAAAUAUUCGUUCGCUAG
This is a messenger RNA of Porites evermanni, 964 nucleotides long. NCBI's taxonomy places the organism in Eukaryota, Metazoa, Cnidaria, Anthozoa, Scleractinia, Poritidae. The record is from the annotation of a GenBank genome assembly.